Ipomoea nil (Japanese morning glory) is the source of this 489-nucleotide messenger RNA. RefSeq lists its product as uncharacterized. Lineage: Eukaryota; Viridiplantae; Streptophyta; Magnoliopsida; Solanales; Convolvulaceae. The coding region runs from base 1 to 489 and encodes 162 amino acids. The record is from RefSeq and is a predicted model, not a curated record. The transcript has a single exon.
AUGGACCUCAUGAACAAUGUGUUUUGCCCCUACUUGGACGACUUUGUGAUUGUGUUCAUUGACGACAUCUUGGUCUACUCCCGAAAUAAGGAGGAACAUGAGAAACAUCUCCGAACCAUAUUACAAACGCUAAGAGAAAAGCAGUUGUAUGCCAAACUCUCUAAAUGCAAAUUCUGGAAGGACAAUGUAGCAUUCCUGGGCCACGUAAUAACCAAGGAGGGAAUCAUGGUGGACCCAGCGAAGAUCCAAGCGAUCAAGGAAUGGCCUACACCAACAACAGUUUCAGAAAUUAGGAGCUUCCUCGAGUUGGCUGGAUAUUAUCGGAGAUUCGUACCUGAUUUUACUAAGGUGGCUCAACCCAUGAUGAGACUCAUGAAAAAGGAAAUUUCCUUCCAGUGGGACACAAGUUGUGCCUUGGCCUUCCAGGGGCUAAAGGAAAGGUACCAUAGCACCGGUAUUGGCGCUACCCUCUGGAGUAGAAGGAUUUGA